This is a messenger RNA of Tupaia belangeri chinensis (Chinese tree shrew), 763 nucleotides long. RefSeq names its product G protein-coupled receptor 15 ligand (gene GPR15LG). Gene Ontology annotation, molecular function: G protein-coupled receptor binding. The transcript has 4 exons. The record is from RefSeq and is a predicted model, not a curated record. Lineage: Eukaryota; Metazoa; Chordata; Mammalia; Scandentia; Tupaiidae. Bases 51 to 326 code for a protein of 91 amino acids.
GAGACCUGUGAUGAGCAAGGUCCCUCCGAGUGAGGUCCGACUGCGGCACCAUGAGGCUUCUGGUCCUCUCCAGCCUGCUCUGCACCCUGCUCCUCUGCUCCUCUGUCUUCUCUGUCGAAGGGAGGAGGCGCCCUGCCAAGCCCUGGAGAGCCAGGCCCUGCUGCCGGCAAGCUCCCAGCCCUGACACGGUGGCCCUGAAAGGUCUGAACGGCGGCGAUCCGGAAACGGGAGGAAAGAGCCCCUCCUUACCUAGACUCCGUGCCAGGCUCUGCAGACCUUGCAAGCCCCACUCCUGGGUGGUGCCAGGAGCCCUCCCGCAGGUGUAGCGCUGCCCUGCGAGCGAGGCCCCAGGGCUGACGCCUCAUGGCCCACACCUGAGGCCAGCUGAGACCUGCGGUGCUGGAGCCCCUCGGCUCGGGGUCGAGGGCCCUGCAGCAGUCCUGGGCUCCGGUCCCAGUCCCCAUCAUGCCGCCACCCUUCGGAGUCAUCGUGAGCCGGGCUCAGCCAACACACCUCAGUCCCCACGUGAUGACUUCAGCGCCACAGUCCAGACCCACCACGACCCACGGCAGCUCCAGAUCCACGGCGCAGCCUGCAGGAGCGCAGGGCGAGCCCCCAGAGGUGCCAGCCAGUGCCGCACUGGUGGCUCAGCCUUCCUCAGACACGCUCGGCCCCCCGGCGUCCACCCACCCAGUGUCCCGGCCUCCUGACAGGAGCCUGCGGGGAAGGGCAUGUCGGCAGUGAAUAAACAAGCAAACGGGUU